Messenger RNA from Trypanosoma rangeli, 537 nucleotides. RefSeq names its product trans-sialidase. NCBI's taxonomy places the organism in Eukaryota, Euglenozoa, Kinetoplastea, Trypanosomatida, Trypanosomatidae. The transcript has a single exon. The record is from RefSeq and is a predicted model, not a curated record. The annotation marks the transcript as partial.
GGAGAAGACAAUGUCAUUGAUGAUGAUGUCGAUGACGGUGCUGAGUUGCCUUAUGAAGGCCACGGCCUGAGCAAAGCGGUUGAUGACAAUGAGGAGGAUGAAGAAGAGGAAGAGCCACGUGACGGUGCUGCUGAUGGACACGGCGACGGUGAGGCGGAGGACGCUGCUCCCGGCGCGGCGGUGGGAUCAGGCAGCAGCCCUGCUGCAAACAGUGACGCCGAGCAGACUCUUGCGAAGGACACCAGUGACACUUCUACGUCUGCCACAGUUCAGAUGUCCGUUGAAGCCAAUGGGGAAGUGUCACAGGGAGCCAACCGCACGCAGGCUGAUGACAAUGCCCCAUAUGAACCUCAGCCGGCCUCAUCACCCCACAACGCAGCAACGCUUUAUGGCAAUAUCUUCGCCAAUUUGAAGAACAUUACUGGCGUGAGGCCUGAUGAAGGAAACAGCGACAGCGCCGUGCGUGGGUGUGUGCCUCGGUUGCCGCUUCUGGCUCUGCUGGGGUUGUGGGGCAUUGCGGCUUUUUCUGUUGGAUGA